Procambarus clarkii (red swamp crayfish) is the source of this 9425-nucleotide messenger RNA. Lineage: Eukaryota; Metazoa; Arthropoda; Malacostraca; Decapoda; Cambaridae. The record is from RefSeq and is a predicted model, not a curated record.
GGCUAGUGGUGACCUCUGGGGGCCGGCGGCGCCUGCAUGUACUCGCUCCUCUCCGCCAAAAUGUCGGGCGAAUUCGGCACGGGGAAGACUAUAUUCGUGCUGGCCAUAGUGGUGGGUUGCUUCGCCGUGCUAUGGCCUAAAAUCUUCUACCCGAUGCUGACGGCGUCGGUGAAGCCGCUGCCGCCCGCCAGUAAGCAAGAUGUCUCGUGGAAGGUAGAGGCCAACGUACAGUUUCUGACGCAGUUGUGCUACCUUCUGGAGGAGCACCAAGCAGGAGCGUUGGCAGCAGCAGGAGGAGUUAGAGCAGGAGGCGGCCACCCCGGCAGCAGUACCAGCAAGUGGAGCUCCGAGCAGUGCCUGUCCCAGCUGCGCCUCUCGUGCGGCCUGAUGCUGACGGAGGCGCUGGUGGAGGGCGUGAGACUCGGGCUGGACAAGUCCAACUUGACCGAGUGCCUGGCAGCCACGUACUCUCUCACCCCGGCACUGGUGGCCUCUGCUGCGCCGCCUAAGAUCAGAGUUAGGCACUACAUUCCUCAGGGUAUGAGCCCCCACGUCCGUCCAGAGCGGCCCGCCCACCUCUACCCGGAGAUGAUGCACCCAGCCCUCAGGGAGAAGGGCCGAGCAUUACCUCAACGCACCAUCGACAAGCAGGCCAGGCCAGGUCCAAUGCCUGGGGUACGUCCGCCCAUGGGUGGUGCUGGGGGCAUUAUUCCUCCGCCCCAGGGCAAGGGGUCUGGGGCAAUGGGUAUCAUCAUGCCUCUCUACACUGUGGGCAUUGUUGUCUUCUUUGUCUACACCAUAAUGAAGGUGUUGUUCAAGAAGGGUCAGGAGGAUGACAAGACACCCAAGCUGAAGGACUUCGGUUUGGACCCCGAAUAUCGAAAGUACGUCUUUGCUGAGGAAUACCUGGACAAUGCUGAUGUGUCCACGAAGGAUCAGUUUAGAAGACAGCAGCGGGAAGAGUCACGUUCACGGAGGAAGUACCAGCCAGACCAACAGGCAGAGGCUAAAAUUGCUGGUAAAGGAUGGAAAUCUCAGAACAAGAUGGACACAAAGGGCAAGAAACUGGGGAAGCCAGAAUGUGACAAGAAGGAUGAACAAUUGGAUCACCUUCGUCGUCGCUUGGAGGAGACGGAGAAGGCAAUGGAGCGCCUCAUGUGUCAGAUGGGCUCAGUGACAGACAAGCUGACGGCCGCUAAGAUCACCGAGGUUCUCUCCCAGGCACAAGCCCAGGCAAAGAUCCUCAAGAUAGGCCUGGACAGUGUGAUGGAGUCUGCUGCUGCUGCUGCUGCCACCACCAAUAAAAAGGAGGAGGUGGGUGACAUAACGAGUGAGGAAGAUUACAGCAGUGAGGCACUCACAACAACACUAAGUGAGGACACGUCUCUUCCAACAUCUCUCCGGCACCACCUUCACGAGCUCCAGGUAGACCAGCUGUCUAGUUUCUCAGAGCUUUUAGUAGAUGGUGCUCCCUUACUGGAGGCCAGACAUGUGCAGGAUCCUUGUCUGAAAGCACAGGUAGAUGACAACUCAACCUCUGAGGAAGAGGUUCUCGAGGAUGACGAGCUUGUGUCACGGGAGGUGAAUGUAGCUGUUACCCAACCUACAACCACCACCACCACCAAUGUAGAUAUUUCUCCUCCAUCUGAAAAUGUAGAAAUAGAUAUAACACCAAUCCUGAAGGCAGUGGUAGAUAAUCCUAUGUCCCAGAGUCCAUUACAAGAAGCCAUAGCUGAUGUCGAUGAAGGUAUUAGUGACCAGAAAGUAAAAUUACAUGAUCAACACCAACAUGAGAGUUUAUCCCAUGACACUAAUAUUUCAUCUACUCAUAAAGAUUUACCAAGAGAGACUGAUGAAUGUAGAGAUGGUGAUGUAGAGGCACAUCCUACACCUAAGGAAGAAGCUAAAUUGGAUGAAAUAUCUCCAGAAGAAACAAAAAUAGGAACUGGUUAUACUGAAGAUAUUUUAACACUUUGCAAUAUCCAGGCAGACAUUACUCAACCCCAAGAAGUACAGACUGCUGCACAACCUCAUGAAGUACAGACUGUUGCACAACCCCAAGAAGUACAAACUGAGGCACAACUGCAAGAAGUACAGACUGUUGCACAACCCCAAGAAGUACAGACUGUUGCACAACCCCAAGAAGUACAAACUGAGGCACAACCGCAAGAAGUACAGACUGUUGCACAACCCCAAGAAGUACAGGCUGUUGCACAACCGCAAGAAGUACAGACUGCUGCACAACCGCAAGAAGUACAGCCUGUUGCACAACCCCAAGACGUACAGACUGUUGCACAACCCCAAGAAGUACUAACUGAGGCACAACCCCAAGAAGUACAGACUGCAGCACAACCCCAAGAAGUACUUACUGAGGCACAACCCCAAGAAGUACUUACUGAGGCACAACCCCAAGAAGUACUUACUGAGGCACAACCCCAAGACGUACAGACUGCUGCACAACCCCAAGAAGUACUAACUGAGGCACAACCCCAAGAGGAACAGACUGCUGCACAACUGCAAGAAGUACAGCCUGUUGCACAACCCCAAGACGUACAGACUGUUGCCCAACCCCAAGAAGUACUAACUGAGGCACAACCCCAAGAAGUACAGACUGCAGCACAACCCCAAGAAGUACUUACUGAGGCACAACCCCAAGACGUACAGACUGCUGCACAACCCCAAGAAGUACAGACUGCCGCACAACCCCAAGACGUACAGACUGCUGCACAACCCCAAGAUGUACAGACUGCUGCACGACCCCAAGAAGUACCGACUGUUGCACAGGAACAACCAUCUCUAGGUUCUGUGCAAAAUCAAGAUGAGGCAUCUCCUUUAGAACUUGAAUCACCACAGUUAUGUCAGUUGAUGGAACAAGAGCUAAAGACUGAAGAGAAAAAACUGAUUAAAUUGUCGCAAGAUAUAGAACAAACACAAGAAACCAAAGGCAUUGAAUCUGUUCACACAUCCCCAGAUACUGAACCAGAGCAAGGAAAGAAUGUGGCUGAACCUGUCCAACCAUUACAAGUUGAAGGACUAGUGCCUGCAAAAGAAAUUACUAAACUACCAAAACCAGAUGACACAACACCCCCAAGUAACACUUCUCAGGUUUCAGCUGUAAAACUAGAGUCUGCUGACUUUCAUGAGGCUUCUGCAGAUAAACAAGUUGGAGCAAAUGCUGGCAUUUCGGAUGUUAUUGGUCAUAAAGAGGUUGCUGAUAUUAAGCGGAAACCUGCAAGUACAGUGAUAAAAGAAGUAACAUUCAAGUUGCCUUCGGAAUCACCUUCAAGCAGCGAUACAGGUGCAGAGGAGGGCUCCUCAGAGGCUACAGAGACUGGGGCUGAUAUUUCUGAUUUUGUAUCAUUUGCUGAAGAAAACCAACCCCUUCCUGAGGUUCAUAACAAAGAACCAUUACACAAAGCUGGAAUUGAUGAACAAGCAGCUCCUGAAAGCCAGCCAUGUAGAGAUGUGUAUGAAGUACCUGAAGCUGUGUAUGUAGUGCCUGAAGCUGUGUAUGAAGUGCCUGAAGCUGUGUAUAGAGGUCAAGGAACUCAAACAUCUUUUGCUUUAUCACUUCCAACUCCUGUAGCUAAGAGCAAAGAACAUAGCACUCAAACUGAUGGCCAGCAAGGAAUCACUGUUGUUGGUCUUAAUACUUCUUUCCAACAUGAUAAAGAUGGGGUAAAAACUCGUGCUGGAAGCCAUGGCCCAGUCCAUUCCCAACAGGUGACAGAAAUCUUCCUUGAUGCACUGCUUCCUUCAGAAACACAGCUGCUUGUGAAAGAUGCUAAGGUUGUUGGUUCAACACCAAUGCAAAAUGUGGAGAUUGAGGCAAGUGAGGCUGGAGAUGUUCCAUGUAUAGUGACAAGUCAUGUAAGUCUUGCUUUUUUAGGACUGGAGCAUCGUGAUGAAGCUGGUACUAGUUCAUCACACACCAUCACACCUGUUAAAGAGGGGGAAAGUGCAGCCUCAAGUCCCCAUACUGUGAAAGACUUACCCAAACAAGAAGAUAGCAAUGCAGAUUCAACAAAGCAUAAAGAUGUAGAUUUAAAGGAAUCAGCAAACUCCAAUAUAGAAAUAAUUGCAGCUCCUAUAACAUCUCCAUUAACAACCUCCAUAAGUAUCCUAACAUCAGACCAAAUUGUGUCUCAUGAAGGAUGUCAUGUAAAGAAUGAGACUAGCUCAGAAAAGGAAACAAAGGUUACCCCAAAGGAUGUAUUGGAGACAGAUAAGAGAGAAGAAAAACCUCAAGCUCAAAACACUCUUAUGUCAACAACAGAAGUAGGCCUAAGUAUGCAAAAAGCUUUAGACGAUCCAAAACAGCAAACUAUGCCACCACGUCCGUGUAGCCCAGUGCCACCUCCCUUAUCUGAAGAGGAAGACAGAAAUAGUAAUUUUAAAUCGUCUAAACAGACUCUCCCAUCACAAGAGAUUGAGAAGGUUUCUGAAGAUGGAACACCGCACCAAGUUAGUCCAUCUUUGGAAGCUAUUGCAGAAGCAGUAGCUGCCUCUACCACCCGUGCUGCAUUGGAGCUACUAGCCACAGCAACCACAGACACCUUUGGUCCACACCAUGAGUCAAAGGUUAUCAGUCAUCUACCUGUACAAGUAAAGGAGGUUCAGUCUGAACAGUCCCCUCUAUCCACAGUUGAGUCAUCCCCAGCCACAACUGUAGUAGCCAUUAGUAAUGCAGAAGAAGAUUUAGGAGCUUCUGGCCUGCAUACUCAAAGUGAAACAGAGAUUUUUGUCCCUGAUACUUCCAUACAGUUAUCCAAAGCACCGUCUUCCACCAUCACUUAUCCCCCUUCAGACUCUCCAGUUUCCACACCAACAGAUGAGAUAAUGCAAGAAAGUGUGGAGGCUGCCAUUGCGGAGGCAGUACAAGAAGAAGUUCCCUGUAGUACUGUGAUACCUGCUCUACCUCAGGAAGACAUCUCAAAGGUUGCUGGAACCGACACAGUUAGCCCACAGAACGAAGAUAGUCCGACAUCGAGCAAGGGCUCAAGCCCCGACAUGGAGGAGUAUGAAGUCAUCACAAAAGAUGAAAAUAAUGCACGUGUUCCCCCUCUCACCGUGGAGAAGGUUCCUCUUGAGAAGCCUCCUACAGCUAAGGGCGAGGCUACCAAACUACAAGGUCAGAUGUCUGAAGGUGAUAAGGUUCAGGAGGAAGAAGGGGAAGAAGAGGAGGAAGAAGAAGAAGAGGAAGAAGAAGAGGAAGAAGAAGAAGAAGCAGAAGAAGCAGAAGAAGAGGAAGAAGAAGAAGCAGAAGAGGAAGAGGAAGAAGAGGUGGAGGAGGAAGGUGAACAUAAGAAAAAGGAGGAACAUGAAGAGAAAAAAGAAAUAGCGAAAGAGAAACAGGAGCCAAAGGACAAAGAAGAAGAAGAAGAAGCAGAAGAGGAGGAAGAAGAAGAAGGAGAAGAAGAAGAAGAGGAAGAAGAAGAGGAGGAAGAAGAGGAGGAGGAAGUACAAGAAAACCACACUGCACCAAGCCGACAGACACCACCAGAGUGCAAGACAGUUCAGCCACCUUCAUCCACAGAUAAAACAGCAAGAGACAGUGCGGCCACAAAUGCCACACUCUCAACACCUACAAAAGAAGACAGUGAACAGUUGCAUUCAAAUACCAAAUGAGAAAAAAUGUAAAAUAUAAAUUAGUGACAAAUAUGUUACAGAUGAACAUCAUAUAGGAAGUUGCCUAUUUUAGAUGUCAUGAACUGUAUGUCCAUUACUUGUGUCCAGUUUAGAUGUAAAGUGAACAUUAAUAUGAUUUAUAUAUAUAUAUAUAUAUAUAUAUCUGCUUCUUGAGGCAGAUAUUGAUGAAACUGGUGAUCCUUUCUAUUCUCCGACCGCAAAUCACUAUUGCACUGUAAAUCAAAGCGAGGACCAAGGGUCUUUAGGAACACCAAUUAAUUAUUGUGAUUAUGAUCCUCAGUGUAUUAAAUCAAGUACUGUAUAUGGAAAAUUAUCAACAAAAUGAGUGCUUCAGUAUACAAAGACAAAGAUCAAUCUACUUAUAUGUUCAACUCUGUGAUAACACUUCCUGGCUUAAAUAUGAUGCUUGUAUGUUUUUCUAAUAGGGAUUAUACAAAUUGGUUGAUUGGCAGGAGUUCAGAUGUAUCUAAACAUUUAGAAUUAGCUCAACUGUGUAACUUGCUACACAUGGAGAAGAAUUUCUACAUAAUUAGUCAGAUGUUUUAAGUAGAGGUGUAGCCUCAAAUGUGGCUAAACAUGAUUACUGUGCCCUCUUAUAAGCUAGCUCAAGUUCUCUACAGAGUAUUUUAUGUUUGAUGCAAAGUUUAGGAAAGAUGAUAUACAAUUCUGGUAUUGUACUUUAAACAGGUAGCAUAAAUGUAAGUGCAGGCAGUCCUUGUGUCUACAUAAGGAAUAUAAUGCAGCCCAAAAAGAUCAGUUCAUGGCAAGGGUCAUGGUAGUACAGUUGAGUUCGUUCUUGACUCGCCAUCUGGAAUCCUGGAUUCGAAUCCCUCGGUUCACCUAGCAGUAAAUAGGUACCUGGGAGUUAGUUAGUCAAUUCUUGUGGCAUUGCAUCCUGGGAAGGGUCAGUAGUUUGACCUUGGGGAGACCUCGAUACCAGUCUAACAUAUAUACAUACACACACAGGCUGUCUGUCCCCCAAAAAAGUGAAUUUGGAUGUUGUGCACUAAAGCAACAAUUCAUUGAGUAGACCUUACUUACCAUCUUAUAUAUGAGCAUAUCCACCCUUGUGCAGUUUUAAAUUUCAAUGUUAAAAAAACAAAACCAUGAAAGUCUGAAUUUCCUUCAUCUUUAUGCAGAACGAUGGGCUGCCUAUUAAAAACACACGGAGCUAAAGGUCACUAUGCAAAUGCAUGUACAGAAGUUUACUCAGAAAAUCAUUAAAUUGAAAUGAAUAAUUAAUAAUAGAUAUAUUUUGCAUUACAAUACUGUAUAAUUAAAUAUUUAUUAUUCUACGUUAUUGCCAGAUUUCUAAUGCAUGAAAAUACAUAAGAUAUAUGUAUGUGAAAAUAAGUAAUUACAAGAACAUAAUGCUAUAGGUAUUUUGAAGAAAAAAAUAAUGAUUUUUUUUUUUUAAAGUAGACACGAUUGUAGUCUAUUCUUUAGUAGGCCUAUCAUGUAUAUUUUAUUAUAUCAGAAUCUUGUUUUAAGCGCUGUUUUCUGGAUAUAUUAAUAUUUUAGUUAAUGAAAGGUUCGGGUUUAUGAUUUGAGAUGCUGCAUUAUGUGAAACUAAAUGUUAAUGUAAACCAAUAUUCAGUUAAGACUACAGAGAGGAGUGCCUCAUUUUAGAUGCAUUUGAAGAUGCAUUGUCAGCUAUAUAUUUUAUUCCCAAGUUUAGUCAAAUCUAAUCCUAUUCCAGUACAAAUUCUGAGUAAAUUGCCCAGAAUAUUGCUCUGAGUAAAUUGAGCAGGACCUGUUGCUUUAUUGACCAUGGUUGAAAAAAUCUGUACAGUGCAAACUUGCUUGAACGGAUUAAUUAUGAUGGACCUGUUCUGUUUCAUCAAGGAUUUCAAUCCAUUAGUGUUUUGCCAUUUUUGAUAAUGCAAAUUGUUUUGCUUUCUUCUGACCCCAAAUGAUAAAAUACUGUACAUAUCUAUGUAUAUGUAGACAACAAAAUUGCAUACAGCAUGCUGUCUUUGAUGCUGCUAUCCUCACCUGAAUUCAGCAAAGAAUCUUGUCAUUAUGUAUGCAUCAUGUCCUAAAUUUAUGUUCUCUAGUUAAUUUGUGCAAAAGUUUAAGAAUUUUAUAUGGCGAUGCUCAAACAAGCUAGAUUCUUAUAGAAUAUUGCACUAUAAAGGAUCACUCUUUCAUGUAAUGUCUAUUACUAUUACAUUUUUUUUCAUAUAAAGCUAUGCUUCUGUGAAUUUUUUUUAUGCUUUUCUGUUGUAUUCAACUGAGCAUUUACGAGUGAGAGAGAGAUAGAAGUUAAUUACAGUUUGUCAACAGAUUUUAAUCUGGCUCAAGUGCUGAUUAACAUUUCUUCCAUUAGAUGAUAACAGUUUACUUGAGGGCCACCAUCUCACUAGUAGCCUUGAUGGGGACAGGAAGCCGAUGGCUUGUCAAAGGUCUCCCCAUUUUUCUGAGUUUAUGAUGGGUUUCGGUCUCCAUAAUGGUCAUCAUCAAUCAGCCCUGAUUAAUAUACAUAUACUUAAUAUGUAAGUUAUAAUGCUUAAAUUUCCCCUGUUAAAACUGGUUGGUAAUUGUAGAAUAUUAUUUCCAUUGCCCAUAAUGCACAUAUAUAGCAAGCUUUCCAUGGGCAGUAUAUGUAAUAAUGAUUUUGCAUUUACAUCUGUGAACAGCAGUUAAGAGUUCAUGUCCAGGUCUUUAUCAUCCCACUUGUUAUAUUUUUGUUGUAACAAUAUACAUUCGGGUAUUCAUGUCUUAUAAUACCUAAGCAUAUUAUCUUGUUCAGUCUCAUACAAGCUAAUGAAUUUUGUGUAUGUUAGUCCCAUUCACAGAAAUGCCUCUUCAGCUAUUUUAGUGGAAUAGCAGUGUGGAAGAAAGUAGUUCUAUUACUUUUGAUGUUUUUACAGUCAAUACAAUUAAUGGAGUGUUUUGGGUUUUUAUGCAGAUUUUAUCUUUGUACGAAUUUCAGAGAUUCUGACAUUUUUAGGGUUUUCUUUUAGAGCAACAACUUAUUAAGAAAGUAAGUAAAUCUUAGGUAAAAACUGAAAAGGAGCCAUAUCAUAAUAUGCAAGUGUAGCAUUGACAGUUUGUUAAUACGUGACUUUAAUGUUUUUGUAACUUUAAGAGAAUUUAUAUUGAUAGAAAAUUUCAAGAUUAUGCAAGCUACAUAUACAGUACUAAAUAAUUAAACUGGAUAACAAUGCUCACACACAGUAGCAGUUUUAAAAUACUGUACUGGGUAAUGUAAAAAAAAAAAAAAAAAAAAAAAAAAAAGAGAGAAUUUAUAGAUUUAACUUGGAGAAAAUUUCUGGCACUUGGUGAUGUAAUUCAUUUUCACUUACAUUACUGAUGCCUCCAUUUAUUUUUCUGAAUGGUAUUUUAUAAAGUUUAUAUACUUGGGAAACAGGUAAGGAAAAUUCUGUUUAUCCUCAGUUCAGCGGUAUGUCUCGUUUUCAACAUUACCAAUAAGGAUAGUGGCUUAUUUUCUUUCAUUACUUGUGUGGAAUCUAAUUGCACUAUUAAGUGAUCCCUAACUUAACCUAUUUCCUCUUAAAUUAAAAGAUAUUGUUUGUUCUCAGGCUUUUUCUGAUACCAUAUGCAAGGCUACUAAUAAGAGAGAGCCCAAUAGAGUACAGUAUGAGAAUUUGAGGCACAAUGAUUAGUUGGUUUUGAUUUAGCGUGCAGUAGUAAAACAAACAAUAUUAUUAGUCAUUCAAAAUCUAGUCAGAGAGUAUCUGGUCAUUAUUCAUUUGUUUCUGCAGAAAGAUUUGUGAAUCUGUACGUAUUCAGCUAAUAAAAUAUAUCAUACU